Chara braunii is the source of this 2476-nucleotide messenger RNA. Lineage: Eukaryota; Viridiplantae; Streptophyta; Charophyceae; Charales; Characeae. The record is from the annotation of a GenBank genome assembly.
CGAAUGGGUAUGAAAGGAGGGUCGAGCUAGUCCUCAAACCCUUUGAAGAAGAGGAUCCCUGGGGUGAUAAGGAUGUUCAGUGGAUGACGGAGUUAGCGAUGACCAGCUCGCAUAGUCUGGUGGAGGACACGAGGACGAUCGAGGAGGGACCAGGCCAGGUAGAACGGCAUGAGGACCUGAUGGGAGGAAUGUACCUUCUUGUCAACACGUUGUUGCAGGAAAGCCUCGACCAAUCAGGCUCGUUGAACUCGGCAGGGAAUGUGGACGAAGUGCCCGAGAGCCAGGAUGACGAGUUCGAGGAGGGGGAGAUUAAGGAGGCCUUUCGUGCAGAGGAGUAUGAUGGGAUCUACCUAGAGCUGGGACUUCUUUUGUCCUGCGAAAUGCGGCUAAGGGAUGCAAGCGAUAGGGCUCAGAGGAUGCUACAAUGCUACUUAGUGCGAGACGACCACCUUUUCGUGAGAAGAGAAGUGGGGAAUCCCAGGAGAGUCGUCUGCGGUAGGAAUUGUCAAAUCGAUGUCGUAGCAGCGCUUCACGAUGGCAUUGCAGGAGGGCAUCGAGGGGUACAAGCCACGUAUGCCAAGAUAAGUGAGCUGUACUACUGGGAUGGGAUGAUGGACAUGGUCGGGAAAUUCUGUCGAUCUUGCGUACCUUGCCAGGAAAUAUCCCGUUUAAGUCAAGGAGAGCCGCUGCAUCCAAGGCUAGAGCGAGAGGUGGGGGCUGUAGUGCAUCUCGAUCUACUUUUUAUGCCGCUUGGGGAUCAGGGCUAUAACUAUAUCUUCGAUGCGCGCGAUAACCUGUCCGACUUCGUAGACGGGCGUGCUAUUCGCACAAAGACCGGGUCAGUCCUGGUAAGCUGCAUCGAGGAGUACUAUCUACGCUAUCCUUUCGUCAAGGAAUUCGUAAUGGACAGGGGAUCGGAGUUUACCUGUCAGGAGGUGCAAGAAUUGUUAUCAAGGUCUAACUUUACGAAGACAGCCAUGCCAAGAGGAGGGAAGGGGACACGGCUGCCUCAGAGACCGUUGGGCGCAUCAGGAGGAUAUGAGCGACAUGGGUCUCGCCAUCGAGAGAGCACUCCAGAGUACGACGGUGGCGACAUCGAGCUAUUCCUAGACAGCUUCUGGGAGCAUGCGCGGCGUAUGGGUUGGACUGUGAUCCAGGGGAUUGAGAGGCUGAGGGCACAUCUGAGAGAGGCCUUUCGACGGCCAGAACCCCCUCAGCCCAGAAUUGAGAGCCGUCAGAGGAGUCAGAGGCAGAGGGACCCUGAGCCCAGAGAGGCGAGACCAUCUCGAGAAGGACGGAAGGCCCUAGCCAGGAGAGAAGAGGAACCGGAGCCGGAGCCAGAGGCUGAGGAGCGAGGGGCAUACCCUGAGUGUGGGUUGGGACUUGUGGAGUUCCAUCGGUUUACCGAGGGUGGAUUGAGGAGGUCGCCAACACGCACACAGGAGGAGCCGCCAACAUCUGAGGGGCCAUUGAGGGAGUUGGAGACGCAUUUGGAUAUCUCUCGGUGGAGGGUGUCGCCUCGGGGUGAAGAGCAUGGAGAGCAGGCAGAGGAGGUACCACGAGAGGAGGUACCACCACGAGCGGAGGUGCCACGAGAGGAGGUACCACAGGAGGAGGUACCACGAGAGGAGGUACCACGAGAGGAGGUGCCACGAGAGGAGGUGCCACGGGAGGAGGUCCAGGAUACUCAGCGAGAGAGAGGGUUGGGCGAUGAGGGGAGACGUGCAGGGAGGGAAGUGAUAGAGGUUGGAGAGGACACGCCCCCACAGACGCCAGCGGGGCCACCUAUGGGGAGGGUUAUCUUGGAGCCAGAGGAGGCGAGAGCCCAGAGACAGGCGGAGAGGGAGGCAUUCGAGUUCAGAGCCCCUACCGAGCUCGCGACGCUGCCAGUGGCGGCGACGAGCUCAGUUAUACCUUUGGCAGUAGAGGAGAGGCAGCCACCAUCUAGCAGUGAGUCGGCUCAAGGCUCAGCAGAGGGAUCCAUGGGUGUGCUCCUUAAGGCGGUGCAUACUAUGCAGGAGGAGGUGAGUUUGUUUUCACCCGAGCAGAGGAUACAGGAGCCUCUUGAGAGAGAGAUGGGGAUUGAGGCGGAGGGUGUCAUCGAGAGCGGGCUCCAAAGGUUGGGCACGUCUGAGUAUGGACCAGAGGAGAUUGAGGAGCAACCCAUGACAGUGCCAGGAGAGACACUCGAAAGGAGACCUCGGAGGUUGGACACGCCUGAGUACGUCCCAGCCACAGGGGAUUUGAGAAGCAGACUGGGAUAUUGGGCUACUGGAUCUGGGUCUGGGGGACCGGUUCCUGGGAUGGAGCAGCAGGAGGUUGUUAGUAUCACAACCCCUCGAUCAGAGCAGCAGGGGGUGGUCAGUACCUUGGUAGGAUCUCCUUCAUCGCCACCUCCUCAACCCAGGAAGAAGAAGUUUAAGAGGAAGGUUGAUAAGUUAUGCUUCUAAUGCAAGAGGGGCAUGCAUCUGGCUCU